Molecule: messenger RNA, 1204 nt
Organism: Macadamia integrifolia
Lineage: Eukaryota; Viridiplantae; Streptophyta; Magnoliopsida; Proteales; Proteaceae
Product: GRF1-interacting factor 2-like
Exons: 4
Coding region: 166-873 (235 amino acids)
Biological process (GO): cell population proliferation; positive regulation of transcription by RNA polymerase II; leaf development
Cellular component (GO): nucleus
Molecular function (GO): transcription coactivator activity
Source: RefSeq, a predicted model, not a curated record
UCCUGAAGAGGAAAAGAAAGAAGAGCGCACUGCACAGCGCCAAAAUUACGAUUCAUUAUAGAAAGCCGGGAAACUGAAAGGAAUAGAAAGGAAGGGCACACCGCUCUCUCUCUCUCUCUCUGUUUCUGAACACAGAAUCACAGACGGCAAGCAAAGAAGGAAGUAAUGCAGCAGCCACAGCAAAUGCUUCCAAUGAUUCCUUCAUUUCCUCCAACGAAUAUCACAACGGAACAGAUUCAGAAGUACCUGGAUGAAAACAAAAAGUUGAUUCUGGCAAUUUUGGACAAUCAAAACCUUGGCAAAUUAGCCGAGUGUGCCCAGUAUCAAGCUCAGCUUCAGAAGAAUUUGAUGUAUCUAGCAGCAAUUGCUGAUGCCCAACCACAGGCAGCAAACAUGCCGCCUCAGAUGCCUCCACAUCCUGCAAUGCAACAGGGAGGCCACUACAUGCAAUAUCCUCAGGCAGCAAUUGCUCAGCAACCUGUUUUUGCACCUAGGGCCUCUUUGCAGUUUAACCCACAGCAAAUGCAGGAACAGCAGCAGCAGCUUCACUUACACCAGCAAUCAAUGCAAGGGCACAUGGGCAUGAGACCUGGAGCCAACAAUGGGAUGCUUGCCAUGCAUAAUGAGACUCUUGGAGGUGGCAGUGGUGGAAGCCAACCAUCAGCUGUGGGCCUAGGUGAGUUUACACGCGGUGGUGGCAGUGGCAAUAGUGGUGCUGCUGGUGCUUCAAGCGGAUCCUUGGAUGUACGAGGGGGGAGUAAGCAUGAUGUCUCAGAGGCAGGUUCUGGUGAUGGGCAGGGAAACUCAGCUGCUGGGCAUGGCAGCGCUGAUGGGGAUCCAUCAUACCUUAAGGGAGCAGAAGAUGGCAACUGAAAUGAACUGGUGAUAGGGUGCUACAUGAGUUGAGGGGGUGUGUUGGUGUUUCACUUUUUCGUAUACUAGUGCUGCUAUACUUAUCAACUACAAUGUAUGUUUCCUGUUCCCUCUUUCAAGCAAAAGAGUUUGUAUGUGCAUGAAUUUUCUACAAACAAAUGCAGAAGAAUAGGCAAAACAGAACUUGUAUAAAUUUACAUCUCUUAACAGCAUUUGUUCUUCUUGUGUAGGAUUGAAUGUAAAAUGCACUGUAGGUGAUCCAUGAUCGGAGAGGAGAUUUAUGACUGGACUUUCAAGAACAUAUAUAUAUAUAUAUAUAUAUAUUCUGAGA